Ostrinia nubilalis (European corn borer) is the source of this 1066-nucleotide messenger RNA. RefSeq names its product eukaryotic translation initiation factor 6 (gene eIF6). The transcript has a single exon. Lineage: Eukaryota; Metazoa; Arthropoda; Insecta; Lepidoptera; Crambidae. Bases 136 to 873 code for a protein of 245 amino acids. Gene Ontology annotation, biological process: cytosolic ribosome assembly; ribosomal subunit export from nucleus; maturation of LSU-rRNA. Gene Ontology annotation, molecular function: ribosomal large subunit binding. Gene Ontology annotation, cellular component: preribosome, large subunit precursor; nucleolus; cytosol. The record is from RefSeq and is a predicted model, not a curated record.
UGAUGGCGGAAAACGUCAAACUGACGUCAAACGUUUGACUGUUCCGUCGUUGUUUUUCUUCUCCCCACGUGAAGGUUUCGGUUGUUAAAUCUUGUGAAAUACUUGGAAAUCACAGUAAAAAUAUAAAUUCCAAUCAUGGCGGUUCGUGUGCAAUUCGAAAACAAUAAUGAAGUGGGAGUGUUCAGCAAAUUGACAAAUUCGUACUGCCUCGUCGCAAUCGGCGGGUCCGAAAAUUUCUACAGCGUGUUCGAGGCCGAGCUGGCGGAGACGAUCCCCGUGGUGCACGCGAGCAUCGCCGGCUGCCGCAUCAUCGGCCGCAUGACCGUGGCCAACAAGAACGGGCUCAUCGUGCCCUCCUCCACCACCGACACAGAGUUGCAACACAUCAGAAACAGUCUCCCGGACAACGUGAAGGUCCAACGCGUGGAGGAGCGGCUCAGCGCGCUGGGCAACGUCAUCGCCUGCAACGACUACGUCGCGCUCGUGCACCCCGACCUCGACCGCGACACCGAGGAGAUCCUGGCCGACACGCUGGACGUCGAGGUGUUCCGGCAGACGGUGGCGGGCAACGUGCUCGUCGGCACCUACGCCGCGCUCAGCAACAGAGGCGGCCUCGUGCACCCCAAGACGACCAUCCAGGACCAGGACGAGCUGUCGUCCCUCCUGCAGGUGCCGCUGGUGGCCGGUACAGUCAACAGGGGCAGCGAGGUGAUCGCCGCGGGCCUCGUGGUCAACGAUUGGUGCGCAUUCUGCGGCAUGGACACCACAUCAACAGAAAUAUCAGUAAUCGAAAGUGUAUUCAAAUUGAAUGAUGCUAAACCGACAGCGAUAACAUCUACGAUGCGUGCUUCUCUCAUUGAUAGUAUGUCAUAACAUUGACUGUGGUUAAAACACACUUAAACUUAUGUGAUAUUUGUUUAUUGCAAGUUUUUGUUUUGAUUUGUAAAAGAAAUUGAUGUUUUACUCUGUUGUUGUCUGUAGAGCAGAUUGCACAACAUACACCAAUGCGUCUUUGACCUGUUUCAAAUAAAUAAAUGUAAGUAAUAUUAUAUCAUUCAAAAUAUUA